CUUUUUUCUUUUUCCAUUUUAGUUUGUCUUGUUAUUCAGAGUGGGGGAGGAAGAGGAGAGGGGAUUCAUAGUGAGAAGAGAGAGAGGGUUUAGCUUGAAGAUCUUGUCAGAUCGAGCAACAACUGCUACCCAAUCUUCCACAUUAUCUCCUUUCAUUUUUCAGGUGUCUAAUUUUUCUUCUUUUUCCUCCUCAAAUCUCUGUGUUUCGAUCUUUACUUUGCUUUUUCAGCUCUUUGUAAUGGAAUGGAUGCCUCCUCUCAAUUUCAUUUCCUCUUCUUCUUUCCUCUUCAUUUUCAGCUUUCACCCUCUCUGCUUGUUGUUUCCCUCUGUUUUCUUGCUGGGUUUUCGCUCUACCUCUCUAUUUUACUUCUAAUUUUGGUCUCUCUUGGAAUUUUUGCUCUAAUGUGGCUGAAAUUCUUGUACUACUUCAUUUUUGGAUCUAUGUUCGUGGAUCAUGGGGAGGGAGCCAAGUGCUGUAGCAGUCGUACAAAAGCCAAAUGGUGUUGCUCAUGACAUGGUACAUGUUGCGCCGAGAGUUGCUCACCAUGACAUAGUUCAUGUAGCACCGAGAGUUCCUGGUAGAAACAUGGAGGCCAAGGACUAUGAAGUAAAGGAAUGUACUGAAGAAAACUUGAUCAUUGAAAAAUAUGAUGAGAAGGUAGAGGUUUUAAGUAUCAAAAGCACUAAUGUUGAUGGUGAGGAGAAAUAUGAGAAGUCUCGAGUUGAAAAGUUUGGUGAGUACAAGAAGUCGAGCCCUCUUGGAUCAAAAUCUCCAGGAAAUAUGAAGGGGCAAUACACUGUUCCUCAGCCGUUUACAUUGGAAACUGAAAAGCGUGGUCCGUGCGCACAUAAUAUUGGAAACGAUGCAACUAGCACCACUGGUGUCAACAUUUCACCGAAUCUGCAAUCUCCUAGUGCUAAGAAGAACUCUCAGCCAAAUUCACCUCCUUCGUUAAGGAAGCACGUGCAGCUGGAUAAAAAAUACCACGAUGAAGAAGAUAAUUGGUCCAUCACUUCCUCUGUUGCUACUUCUGUGAAAUCUAAGGUAACCGUCGGUGUUGCUCCAACUUUUCGAUCAGCUAGUCGUGCCGAGAGAAGGAAGGAGUUUUACCAAAAGUUGGAAGAGAAACACCAAGCUUUGCAGGCAGAGAAAAGCCAAUAUGAAGCCAGAACAAAGGAAGAGCAAGAAGCAGCCAUCAAGCAACUGAGGAAGAGCUUAAUCAUCAAAGCAAACCCUGUGCCUACUUUCUACUAUGAGGGACCCCCACCCAAAGUUGAACUCAAAAAGCUGCCACUGACACGACCCAAGUCACCGAAUUUUACCAGAAGAAGGAGCUGCGGCGAUGCAGUUAACUCAAAUAUAGAGAAGGGAAAAGAAUGUGGUCGAGUGAAACGACACAGCCUUGGAAGUAUCAGAACAGACCCGACUAAUGUUAUGACAACUGCAAAAACAAAGGGGCUAAUCAGCGGUCGGAAUAGCGGUAGCAGGGUGAAAGAGAAUAAGGAGACAACAAAAACAAGUGGUGCUAAGAUUCCUGAGCAGAGAAGCAAUUUGAAUAUAGCAGUUCAGUCAUGAAGUUAGGAGUUUUAUCUGACUUGAGAAAAAAGGGUUCUUCAUCUUGUAUUUGUUAUUGUUGCCAAAUGGAUAUUUCUAAAAGGAGUUGUCCUUUUUGUUUUCAGUUUUAACUGGAUUUUGGUAAUAUGAAAUUUGUAAAUGUUUUGUAGUUAUGAUUUGUACUGACAAAUAGCUUACUAGUUGUGUUUA
Messenger RNA from Cucumis melo (muskmelon), 1765 nucleotides. Its product is annotated as protein WVD2-like 2. Gene Ontology annotation, biological process: microtubule cytoskeleton organization. The transcript has 7 exons. Gene Ontology annotation, molecular function: microtubule binding. Bases 455 to 1576 code for a protein of 373 amino acids. The record is from RefSeq and is a predicted model, not a curated record. Lineage: Eukaryota; Viridiplantae; Streptophyta; Magnoliopsida; Cucurbitales; Cucurbitaceae.